AUGUCUUUCCACGCACAUGUACGGAAACUCACAUCGGGGCAUGGCAAAGGCUCACAGUUAAAACGCCCGUUAGAGAAUAUACGUUGUACUAUUGAUUUGAACUGCCCUGCUCCACAAACCGUAUCCGAAAGGAGUAUGUACGAAGUGCAAACCGCCAGUGAUGACAUUGAAUCGCCAGACAUUGUGAAUGAUUUCUUAAAUUUUUGGCGAACGACUGGAAAUCAACGAAUCGGUUAUCUCAUUGGAAAAUAUCAACCAUUCUCGGACGUCCCGCUCGGUAUAAAAGCCACCGUUGCAGCUAUUUAUGAACCUCCUCAAAGUUGCUCUCCUGAUGGAGUACAACUGCUUGACGAUCCUCACGAAGAUGCAGUGGAUCAGCUUUGUAACUGGCUAGGAUUGAAGCGUGUUGGAUGGAUCUUCACCGAUCUUUGGUCUGCUGAUCGGGUAAAAGGAACUGUGCAUUGCACAAGGCACAAGCACGCGUUUUUCUUGUCUGCUGAGGAGUGCAUAACGGCAGGAUAUCUCCAGUCCUUAUAUCCAAACGUCACUGAAUAUUGCUCCGAUCGAUAUUUCGGCUCGAAGUUGUCACAUGGAGAUGAACAAGAGCAAGUAAACUUCCAUGGAUACCAAGUUUCAAAUCAGUGCACAGCUCUGGUUGAGGCGCAACUUCUCUGUCCAACAAAUCAUCCUGAAUUGGCGUACAUAAGAGAAAAACCACUUACAGAAUCGCAGUACUUGACAGAUGUCCAGUUUACUGAGAAAAAUCAAUACGGUGCAGAAGUUCUCAAGGAUGCUCGUCCUCUACCUGUGGAAUUUCUUCUGGUCGAUGUACCGACUGGAAUGCCCAAAGAGCCGCAGUAUACUUUCUCGCCACCUCCACCUGUAGCUCGUUUUAAUAUUGAAAAUAGAGAUUCAAUGGGUACCACGCAGGGUGGUGCGAAUUUAAGUGCCUACUGUGCUGAAUACUCUCUGAAUCAGUUUCUGGAGCAAGCCACCAACUUCCACUUUUUGUUAUAUCUUAUGACUAACAACCUAGUGCAGAUGAGUGAAGUUGAGAUGCAGGUGCUGUGCACCGCUGUGUGCACCCAAGAUCGAGAAGCGGCCAUUGAAUGGGCACGAGAAACAGUUAAUUGGCAACAGCUUGUCGCGCUGUGUCACGAACAAGGGCGUAGUAAUGAGUCAGCUGUGACGUCAACGUGGUCUUGUAAGCACUGCACAUUCGAAAAUACGGAACAGCGUCCAGACUGCUCCAUGUGUGGUCUCCCUGCGGGAAAUGCUUAG
Molecule: messenger RNA, 1281 nt
Organism: Ostertagia ostertagi
Lineage: Eukaryota; Metazoa; Nematoda; Chromadorea; Rhabditida; Trichostrongylidae
Source: the annotation of a GenBank genome assembly